Penicillium manginii is the source of this 2374-nucleotide messenger RNA. RefSeq lists its product as uncharacterized. Gene Ontology annotation, cellular component: cytoplasm; plasma membrane. Lineage: Eukaryota; Fungi; Ascomycota; Eurotiomycetes; Eurotiales; Aspergillaceae. Gene Ontology annotation, molecular function: GTP binding; GTPase activity. The transcript has 12 exons. Bases 1 to 2370 code for a protein of 789 amino acids. Gene Ontology annotation, biological process: vesicle-mediated transport; intracellular protein transport. The record is from RefSeq and is a predicted model, not a curated record.
AUGGCCGAACAUAUCUACUCGCGGCCCGGUGAUGGUCUCAGCCCUCAAGAAUACUAUGAUGGAUUUAUCAGUGAAAGAGGUUCGCUCAAGGACCGAUUCAAGAACAUCGACGAACCAGAUCACUUUAGCAAUUCCGUCCAGCUGCUCAAGGAUGCACAUACGAAGAACUUUGUACUGGACUUUGGCGACAACGAUGCAUUCUGCGCGAUGAAUUUGGAGACGGAGGAUUUUAAGUUAUUGUUGAAGAAGCCGCGAGCGAAAUGCUUUGGUACGAGGUGGAUUAAUAUCUGGGCCCCCAAAAAACAGAAAGAAAUCGUCAAGGCAAUAACAACACAAUACGGCGUCUCCGAACGACUCCAAGGUCUAAUGUGCACCGAACCAGUCCUCCCCCGCCCAAAAGCAACAGCGCUCUCCAAAAAGCGAGAAUCUCGAUCCCGCGACCUCGACCGGUCCCUGGCGUUUUCUCCUGACGACCUUGAGACUGCAAUGCAUAUCAAGGAUGGCCUGGAGAGCGUUGAGAUGGCGGGUGCCGGUCCCGCGACUAAUCCGGGGAAACUCACUUUUGCUCAGGUCACGGAUCAGAUUUGGCAUUUCUCGUCGACGGAUUAUGGGCCUCGAUAUACGUGCAUUGGCUAUAAUACUCUAUUUGCGACGGCCGACCCUGGAAUACCCAAGGGCGAAAUGAAUAAUGGUGAAGACCUUCCAGAGGGUCGACGGCUCUGGACCUGGCUGGUUCUGUGUGAUGAUGGAACCGUGAUUUCGAUGCAGGAGAAUCUAUUCCCCCGACAGGAGGCAGACUUCCAAGAAAUCCAACUAAAGAUCCUCAAGAUUGCACGCAGAAAUAUCAAAUCCAUCUUCGAGGGUGUAUCGCGACUUCACAAGAGCGAGACCGAGAACGACUCAUUGGUCACCGUCCGAGUACGCCAUUUCAACGAUGUAGGUCCGGACCAGGCGAGUAUAAAACAAGAUGAUGGACCGAGCCUCCUCUUCUAUUAUCUCUUUGACGACUGGAUGUCGAGCUUCGGGUUAGUCGCGAAACGAGAGCACAAAUACAGUGUACUCUUGGAAGAAUUGCGAGGCUCAAUGCUCGAGAAGCCAAUAGUGGAAUUGGUGAACGAGUUGCACUGGUUAGGACGCCGACUUGGCGUGCUAAAGCGAUUGUAUCAGAGCUACGAGCUCAUCAUGCAGCGCGUGCUGCAGCGGCAGCGACUCCUGCGCGAUGAAGCCCGGGGAACCCAACAACGACCAGUACCCUGUGGAACCACAUUUGAGGAAAGCGAGUUCGCGGAGAGGCGACAGGAGAGUCUGAUGAGCAGUGCUAGCCUUCCAUUCGCAAACGAUAAGCCCGUCGGGGUACUGUUGAGUUCGGCCGCGGUGGCCAAGUUCGAGCGGUUGGCGGAUCGCAUCAAUUUAUACUGCUUGAGUGAAAUCGAGACGUGCCUCGGCGAGAAGGAGUCGUUGACGUUUUUGAACUUUAACUUGAUCGCGCUUAAGGACUCUCAGGCCGUUGAGAAGUUGACACGAAUCACGAUCUUGUUGGCAAAGGCUACCAUUAUGUUCCUUCCGGUCAGUCUGAUGACAGCCUAUUUCUCGACGGAACUGAAGGGGGUUAAGGGCGGAUACACCCAAGCGCAGUAUUGGGUGGCCUUUGCGGUGAUUUUAUUUGUGUCGGUGCUUGUGUUGACGGUAUUCGGGAAGGCGAGCGAUACGGUGGAAGGGAAGACGAUCUAUCAGUCAUUGGUUAAGACGUUCUUUCGAAAGUCGCGAGAGAGAAUGAGCAGGUCCAGCAAGUCCCGGCGGCCUCGAGUCACCGCCAUAAUGGGUAUUACCUUCUCAAAGCUGUUUGAUAGACUAUGGGGUCGCAAGGAGAUGCGUAUCCUGAUGGUCGGUCUGGACGCUGCCGGAAAGACCACCAUCCUGUACAAGCUCAAGCUUGGUGAAAUUGUCACUACUAUCCCUACAAUCGGCUUCAACGUCGAGACCGUCGAGUACAAGAACAUCCAGUUUACCGUGUGGGAUGUCGGUGGUCAGGAUAAGAUUCGUCCUCUGUGGCGCCACUACUUCCAGAACACUCAGGGUAUCAUCUUCGUGGUUGACAGCAACGAUCGUGAUCGUAUUGUCGAGGCCCGCGAGGAGUUGCAGCGCAUGCUGAACGAGGACGAGCUCCGGGACGCCCUUCUCCUGGUCUUCGCCAACAAGCAAGAUUUGCCUAACGCCAUGAGCCCCGCCGAGAUUACCCAGCAACUUGGCCUCCAGAGCCUGACCCGCCGUGCUUGGUUCAUCCAAUCCACCUGCGCCACCACCGGUGACGGUCUUUACGAGGGUCUGGAGUGGCUCGCCGACACUCUCCGGAAAACAAACCGCGAUUAGACGG